Messenger RNA from Nematocida parisii ERTm1, 921 nucleotides. RefSeq lists its product as uncharacterized. Lineage: Eukaryota; Fungi; Microsporidia. The record is from RefSeq and is a predicted model, not a curated record. Bases 1 to 921 code for a protein of 306 amino acids. The transcript has a single exon.
AUGAAGCAUAUUCUGGUCUUAUCAAAUAUGUCAAUUACAUCAGGAAUAGCACAGAAAUUAGUGGAGAUGAAACCUGUUCAAUUAGGGUUUAAUAAUGUUAAUUAUUCUGACUUCUUAGAGGAGUCUCUUGAUGAAUUUAUAGGCAAAUUAUCGGAUGAAUUGUACUCACUUACACUGUGUAAGUUUACGUAUGAGUGUUCAGACAAGUUGGGAUCGAAUAGUGUUGAAAUAUUUUCUAUUUAUAGGGUUUAUGUUGAAUCUUGUACUGAGGAGGUGAUUGAAUCGUUAUUCUCCUGUGAUUUUUAUAGGUUAGCAACUACGCAUAUUUAUAAAACGAAUCAAUUAUCCAAUUUAGACAUGUACACAAAAUGUCCAUUUUUAUACGUUAGGAAUAUUGUCCUGAUUGAUGAAGGGGCAAUUAGUGACAUAUCCAGUCAUGUACUUUCAAAGACUCUUUCUAUUGAUAGUAUAUGCGUAGUGGGUGGUUCAUUGAGUCUAUCAAUUGAUGGGGACGUGUUUAACCCGAAGAUCACUAAAAUACGAGAACUUGGGAUUGAGUCACGGUGUAAACUGUCUAUUACAGGCACGAUAGAGAGUGCAUGGCUUUCUUCUGUUAAAUUGUCUGAGUAUAUAUAUACGCCAGGCAAGGCCAUUCAAAGAGUGUUUAAAGUGUGUAUAAAUGAGUAUGUCAGUGCGUGUGUAUUAGACAUAAACAGGUCGUCAUUAUUUUUAAACUAUUCUGACUGCUUUAUGUUCUCACCUGUCCUUGAUUGUGUCGAUAAAUCAGGCCAAUUUAAAGGGUUUAUUAAGAUAAAGCAUGCUUCAUCGAGUGAUGAGGGGAAUUUAAGUGAAAUACAGAGUAAAGCAGUUAAAAUGUGUGAGUCAUCUGGAUUAAACUUAUUAUUUGAACCAGCGGCGUAG